This is a messenger RNA of Triticum turgidum subsp. durum (durum wheat), 858 nucleotides long. Lineage: Eukaryota; Viridiplantae; Streptophyta; Magnoliopsida; Poales; Poaceae. The record is from the annotation of a GenBank genome assembly.
AUGCUCGGAGGUAUAUUGUUCGCUUUCUAUCAGGGAUCCAACCUUGAUAGCAAUGCAAAAAUGUGGCGUCUAGUUGCAGACUUUAUGAAUGACCUUGGAAUGUUGAUGGAUCUUUUAAGCCCUUUGUUUCCUUCAUCAUUGAUAGUUAUAAUGUGCUUAGGCAGUCUAUCUCGGUCAUUCACCGGUGUUGCCAGUGGAGCAACUAGGGCGGCAUUAACACAACAUUUUGCACUUGCAAAUAAUGCCGCUGAUAUAUCUGCAAAGGAAGGCAGCCAGGAGACACUUGCAACAAUGUCUGGAAUGGGACUGGGUAUGCUGUUGGCACAUGUUACCAGGGGGCAUGAUUUGGUUGUAUGGGUUUCGUUCCUUUCUCUCACAGUAUUCCAUAUGUACGUUCUUACACCACAACAGGUUUCCAAGCAAGAGCAUAUUCUUCCGUUCUGGUCUAGCUGGCGGAAAUUACUUAGAGUUAAACUUCCACAUGAGCUUGUACACUUAGGUGCUAAAGCCUCAAUGCUUACGCACUCCGACAUGUUGCUGAUUGCAAAAACAAGAUCCUACUAUACAAAUGCCAACUAUUUUUUGCUGGACAAGGACGGCAGUGUUUGUAUUUUCAUCCACAAGCAGGCAGUGGCAACUGAUGUCUUGAAGUCCUUCAUACAUGGACUCGUCUUAGCACGUUUCAUGCAGAAGAGCAAAUCUUGUCAUACAGAGGCUCACCAAUGGAUGGAUGAGAAAUACAACACCUUCAUCUCAAAGCUGAAAGUGGAAGGCUACUCAACGGAACGACUUCUGUCGCAUUCGAUUGUUUGGAAGGCACACUGGGUUUAUGGUCCCUUGGGUGAGAAGACCAAGUAG